AUGACCUACACCAAGCUUGACUCUGAGCCUGGAUACCAAGUGGACACACUUCCCUCGGAACACUGGCCAUGCGAAGGAAACAUCACAUUCCGCGAUGUGUCGAUGAUGUAUUACCCGGGGGGACCUAAAGCGCUGAGGAACAUCAGUCUUGACAUCAAAGGAGGCUCAAACAUAGGUGUUGCAGGCCGCACGGGUGCCGGUAAAUCAUCUUUUGCAGCAGCUCUUUUGCGCAUGCCCGACACUGACGGAGAUAUUCUCGUGGAUGGCGUUCAGAUAAAGAAUAUUAAUCUCCAAGUAGUUCGAGGAUGCAUAUCCGCUCUUGGCCAAACUCCGGUGCUUUUCAGUGGAUCAUUGAGGACAAAUCUGGAUCAUGGGAACCGCUUCAAAGAUGGAUGUGCAACUAAUAGAUUUGCCAGUUUACUGCUUGGCCGAUAUUCCAACAAUUGA
Pocillopora damicornis (cauliflower coral) is the source of this 447-nucleotide messenger RNA. Its product is annotated as ATP-binding cassette sub-family C member 4. Gene Ontology annotation, molecular function: ATP hydrolysis activity; ATP binding; ABC-type transporter activity. Lineage: Eukaryota; Metazoa; Cnidaria; Anthozoa; Scleractinia; Pocilloporidae. Gene Ontology annotation, cellular component: membrane. The record is from RefSeq and is a predicted model, not a curated record. Gene Ontology annotation, biological process: transmembrane transport.